AUGUCAUGGAAUUCUCUCGACGAAGAUCUACAUGAGGCAGAGUGUUUGCUCAACAUUAAAUUUCCAAACGAGUUGAAGAACAUUUUGAUUAUUAACGGGUAUAAUUCCUUGCGAGUGAUUGGAGAAAUUACUGAUGAUGAUAUCGCUGAUAUAGAAUCAUUUGCCCGAGAUAAUCUUCCGGAUAUGAUUGCCAAAGAUGAUUCCGAUGUUACUUCAAAUUCCUCGUACAAUUCUAAUGAACAUUUUUCUCUUGAUGAAUCGACAGAUAUGGAAGACUUUUCCGUAGAACAAACAAAAAUUGAUUCACUGAACAAUGAGGACUCCUCGGAGGACUCCAAUGAAGAUGAAAUUGAGAGUGAAAAAUGUUAUGCCACAUAUUAUGACUCUCAGUGGUAUACUGGAAGGCUGAUAGACAAAGUCGAGAAUGAGAUGGAAACAGGAGAUAGCAGGAAUUGUUACUACCGGCUGAAAUUUCUACAUCAAAACCUACAAGAUUUUUUUUUGCCGAAGACCCAAGAUGUAGACAUGGUUUUGAGAUCACAAAUAUUUUAUGGUCCAAUAACUAUGAUUGGAUGUGAAACAUCACUGCGAAUUUCUCGAGAAGAUCGGGCAAACAUAGAGAAAAAAUAUAGAGAUUUCAAGAAAGACCUAUAG
Phaedon cochleariae (mustard beetle) is the source of this 654-nucleotide messenger RNA. Lineage: Eukaryota; Metazoa; Arthropoda; Insecta; Coleoptera; Chrysomelidae. The record is from the annotation of a GenBank genome assembly.